Sorex araneus (European shrew) is the source of this 2378-nucleotide messenger RNA. It is a transcript of the gene EYA2, whose product is annotated as EYA transcriptional coactivator and phosphatase 2. The transcript is spliced from 16 exons. Gene Ontology annotation, biological process: positive regulation of DNA repair; multicellular organism development; cell differentiation. NCBI's taxonomy places the organism in Eukaryota, Metazoa, Chordata, Mammalia, Eulipotyphla, Soricidae. Bases 131 to 1750 code for a protein of 539 amino acids. The record is from RefSeq and is a predicted model, not a curated record. Gene Ontology annotation, molecular function: protein tyrosine phosphatase activity. Gene Ontology annotation, cellular component: nucleus.
CAGAGGGAGGGCCGGGCCGAGGGAGGGGAAGGGGCCGGUCCUGCCCGCGCAGGCGGCGCGGCGGCAGCAGCGUCGGAUCCGCGCCCGGCCGCCCCGGGGCCGCCGUCUCCACCGCGCGCGGUACAGGGAAAUGCUAGAACUAGUGAUCUCACCCAGCCUCACCGUCGACAGGGAUCGUCCCGGGAACCUGAAGCUCGCUCGUGCCGACACCGAUGUCUGGGCUCUGAGUAGCAGAGAAGACAGCACCACGUCGGCCUCCCCGAGCAACCCCCAGCCCCUUGCCCGGUCUUGCCCUCGAGUCGUGCCCAGCCAGCCUCCCGUGGCCAUGGCCGCUUACGGCCAGACGCAGUACAGCGCCGGGAUCCAGCAGGCUGCCCCCUACACGGCCUACCCCACGCCCGCACAGGCCUACGGAAUCCCCUCCUACAGCAUCAAGACAGAAGACAGUUUGAACCAUUCCCCGGGCCAGGGUGGAUUCCUCGGCUACGGCUCCAGCUUCAGCACCCCGGCCGCUGGACAGAGCCCGUACGCCUACCAGAUGCACGGCACAGCCGGGAUCUACCAAGGAGCCAGCGGGCUGGCCAACGCCGCGGGGUUCGGAAGCGUACACCAGGAGUACCCGUCCUACGCCGGCUUCCCGCAGAGUCAGUACUCGCAGUAUUACAGCUCGUCCUACAGCCCGUCCUACGUCCCCGCCGCCAGCAUCUGCCCGUCCUCCCCACUCGCCACGUCCGCGUACGCACUCCAGGAGGCCGCCCACGCCAGCGCCAACCAGGGGUCCGAGUCGCUCACUGGUGAAUUCAACACACACAACGGGCCUUCCACGCCGGCGAAAGAAGGCGACACAGACAGGCCACACCGGGCCUCCGACGGGAAGCUGCGAGGCCGGGCCAAGCGCGGCAGUGACCCCUCCCCGGCGGGGGACAAUGAGAUCGAGCGUGUGUUCGUGUGGGACUUGGAUGAGACCAUAAUUAUUUUUCACUCCUUACUCACGGGGACAUUUGCAUCCAGAUAUGGGAAGGACACCACGACGUCGGUGAGGAUCGGCCUGAUGAUGGAAGAAAUGAUCUUCAACCUCGCCGACACGCACCUCUUCUUCAACGAUCUGGAGGACUGCGACCAGAUCCACGUCGACGACGUUUCGUCCGAUGACAACGGCCAGGAUUUAAGCACGUACAACUUCUCGGCCGACGGCUUCCACAGCUCGGCCCCGGGAGCGAGUCUGUGCCUGGGCUCUGGGGUCCACGGUGGCGUGGACUGGAUGAGGAAGUUGGCCUUCCGCUACCGGCGUGUGAAGGAGAUGUACAACACGUACAAGAACAAUGUGGGCAGCUUGAUCGGGGCGCCCAAGAGAGAGACGUGGCUGCAGCUCAGAGCCGAGCUGGAAGCGCUGACCGACCUCUGGCUGACGCACUCGCUGAAGGCCCUCAACCUCAUCAACUCCCGACCCAACUGUGUCAAUGUGCUGGUCACCACCACCCAGCUCAUCCCCGCGCUGGCCAAAGUUCUGCUGUACGGACUGGGCUCCGUGUUCCCCAUCGAGAACAUUUACAGCGCAACCAAGACAGGCAAGGAGAGCUGCUUUGAGAGGAUCAUGCAGCGCUUCGGCCGGAAAGCCGUCUACAUCGUGAUCGGGGAUGGGGUGGAAGAGGAGCAGGGAGCGAAAAAGCACAACAUGCCUUUCUGGCGGAUAUCCUGCCACGCGGACCUGGAGGCGCUGAGACACGCCCUGGAGCUGGAGUAUUUAUAGCAGCCCCCGACGCCUGCCCUGCUGCGUCCCCUCACUCGCCGGAUGCUGGACGCCAGGCACGGCCUCGGCGGGGCAGAGGACGCCUCUGGUGGCCAUCUCGGUCCCAGCAAAGUCCUGAGACGCCGAGCGCCCGGCAGCGGCUCUGGACUGCUGGACUCGGGGGCCAGGGAUGGGUCUGGCGCGUGGACGUCUCUGGAAGGCUCAGAGGAAGCAGGGGGCGCCACGGAGGUGCCGGGGGCUGGCGUGAGGGGGGCCGGGCAGGGUUCUUUUCCUUUCUAAUUUAUGGACGAUCUCAUCCCUCGGGUGUUCUGCUCGCGUUCCUGUGUCGUUGGUUUUCUCAGUCCUGGGUUGGUUCGGGGGUUUCUGGGGGCACGUGGGCGGUGCACGGGUCUGGCGGGGCCUCUCUGCUCGGGCCGUGUUCUGGGACAAUCAUUCUCUGUUGGCAGGGCGGCGUGGUGGGGCUGUCGGGAGGCUCUUGCUUAUUCUGUGUUUCUCCAGACCUGACAGCGUGUGGACAGUCUCGUGCCUUAAGCUGCCGUCUUGUUUUCUAGGAAGAGGGGAGCUUGGGAGGAGGUGGUACUUUGUGACGGAUCAAAGGCAUUAAAUAAAACCAGGUUUACAUUUUGAA